AACUCUCGCUGCACAGAGGGCACAGUUGAACCACCCUUCUGGAUAUUUCACCUGCAGUCGGCGCUUAUCCGCAGAACCCGAAGCGAAAAAGAGAAAGAGAUCGGUCGAAAAUCAAAGAACGAGCGGCUGUUCGGGGCGUGAGCCGCUAUUUGAGGUUUUCGAGAAGCUCAGGCAUCAACGUCAAUACGCAAGCAGACGAGACCAGAGCACACGACCAGGGCGGAAGCCCAGAACGCGUCGCGGGUUGACGGCGAAAUCGGCUCCUAACAUAAUCCUCUACCUUUUUAAUCUGGAGGAUUUAGUCAGACGAAGCCGCCUCCCUCGGAUUCGAAUCUACACGUAAUUCCGGAGCCUAACCGGCGCUGAACUGCUGAUUCACCGCAUCCGCAAUGUCUUACUACGAUGUGGACGCCAUCUUGACCGAUGCACAGAAAGUACCGUGUACCUUCGAGUUGACGGUUCCUGGAUUGGGUCACCUGGAAGGCAACCCUGGUGCUGAAGUAAAAGAAGGCACCAAACUCGAGCUCCCCCUGUGGCUUGCGCAAAUGCUCGCAAUCACCCCCGCCGGCACCAAACCCGGAAUGAUUACCCUCGACCUCCCCGACUCUCUCUCCCAGAAAGUCACCAACGCCCUCCGCGCCGACCCACGCACCGUCGAGCUGCGGUCGCUGGCGCCGCAUUUCUUUAACUUAGGCACGCGGAUGCUGGAUUUGUUUGAAGAGGAGGAGUUGAGUGAUUUGUUGACGGAGUCCUUCAAACUCCGCGCGAAGGAGUUGGCGGACCAUGCGCAUAAUCCGCGCGGAGCGCUCGGGGAAGGGGCGGAGUUUCUGCAGGGGUUGGACGAGAAUGAGCGGCGCUUGUUUCGUGCAACGCAUGAAGGCGCCAAAGCCGUCCGGGCAUGGCUGGUGGGGAUGCAGAAGAAAUAAUCUAUCUUUAAUGGAUGGCGCGGGAAUUGUGUCGAGCAAGUAGUCCGUGAAAAGACCGUUCAUU
Eremomyces bilateralis CBS 781.70 is the source of this 990-nucleotide messenger RNA. Its product is annotated as DNA replication complex GINS protein-like protein psf3. The record is from RefSeq and is a predicted model, not a curated record. Lineage: Eukaryota; Fungi; Ascomycota; Dothideomycetes; Eremomycetales; Eremomycetaceae. Gene Ontology annotation, cellular component: GINS complex. The coding region runs from base 390 to 926 and encodes 178 amino acids. Gene Ontology annotation, biological process: mitotic DNA replication initiation. The transcript is spliced from 6 exons.